Messenger RNA from Anoplopoma fimbria (sablefish), 1010 nucleotides. It is a transcript of the gene cryba1l1, whose product is annotated as crystallin, beta A1, like 1. The record is from RefSeq and is a predicted model, not a curated record. The coding region runs from base 65 to 691 and encodes 208 amino acids. The transcript has 6 exons. NCBI's taxonomy places the organism in Eukaryota, Metazoa, Chordata, Actinopteri, Perciformes, Anoplopomatidae. Gene Ontology annotation, biological process: lens development in camera-type eye; visual perception. Gene Ontology annotation, molecular function: structural constituent of eye lens.
AGGCAGACCGUAGGCGCGUACCGUUUUCGAGCUCUUCCAAUAAAGUGCCAAUCUAGGAGUAAAGAUGUACAGAACUACAAGAUCCCCAAUGAUGCAGCCGCUGGUCAACUCUGGAAUGGGCAUGGCUCCUUUCUUCAAGGUGACUGUGUUCGAGCAGGAGCAUUUCCAGGGCAAGUGCCUGGAGUUCACCUCUGAGUGCUGCAACAUCCAGGAUUGUGGACUGGACAACAUCCGCUCCAUCAGGGUGGAGAGCGGAGCCUGGGUGGGUUUUGAGCACCAUGACUUCCAGGGCCAGCAGUUCAUCCUGGAGAGAGGAGAGUACCCCCACUGGGACGCUUACAGUGGUUCCCUCUCCUACCACGUGGAGCGCCUCAUGUCUCUGCGCCCCAUCUACUGCGCCUCCCACCAGAGCAGUCGCAUGAUCAUCUUCGAGAGGGAGAACUUCAUGGGCCGCAGUGUGGAGAUCUGUGACGACUACCCCUCUCUGCAGGCCAUGGGCUGGAUGAUGCCUGAGGUUGGCUCCAUGCACGUGCAGUGCGGCGCCUUCGUGUGCUACCAGCACCCUGGCUACAGGGGCCAGCAGUACAUCAUGGAGUGUGAGAGACACAGCGGAGACUACCAGCACUGGAAGAACUGGGGGUCCCACUGUCAGACCCCCCAGAUCCAGUCCAUCAGGCGCAUCCAGCACUGAGAGGGAGACAGGCUGAGACUGAGACAGCAGCUCCCCUCGACCCCCCUCCUUCCUUCACCCAUAACCCUUUCCUCUAUUUCCUUCUUCCUCUCUUCAAUCCUUUCCUUCCUCUUGACUUGAGCCGCAACAGCCGCCUCGACCCCACUACUGAUUUACAGCCGCUGCCAAAAGUGUGAUAAGGGACAAUAUCGCACUGUUAAAGCACAGGGACACACACGCUCCACUCACACACAUGCCAACAUAACUCGACACUCACACACACAGUGUCUUUUUAUUUGGUUUAGAGGUUUCUGCACACUCACACACAAACACACACACA